AUGACCUCCCGCCCGUCCGCCGCCGCCCCGCCGCCUCCACACCCCGCCGCCGCACGCCACCCGCAUCAGAUCCGGCCCCACCCUGCCCCCUGCCGCUGUUUCCAUGCCACCCCGCUGCCUGCCCGCCGCGGAUCCGGCUGCGGCCGCAGCGCACGCCGCCGCCCCGUGCGCCAUCCCGUGCGCCCGACUCCAUCCGCCACCGCCCCUCAGCUCCGCCCUCUGCCCGGCUCCGUCCGCCACCGCCCCGGCCGCACGCCGCCGCCACUCCACCGCUCUCACCGCUCUCCGAUGGCACCGAAGAAGACGCCGAAUGGCAAGUCGGGCUUCUUUGGCAUGAGGCAGAAGCCCUCUGGUAACUUCGGAGUGGAGUUCUCCGAUGCCGGGAGGCGUUGGUGGAUCGGCACGUACCCCUCCGCCCACGAGGCCGCGCGUGCCUACGGCGGUGUGGCGUGCCGAGAGGCCUCGGGAGCACCUCAACUUCCCAGAGAUCGAGAGUCGGGCGAAAGUGGAGAUGCUUGUGCCGCAGGGCAUCAAGAUGAAGGAGAUCCCGACGAAGAAGAAGACGACGAAGAAGGCGUCGAUUUCUCGGAGGAGGAGGAGGGGUGCGACGACCCGGAGAAGGAGGAGUUCUGGGCGCAGUUCCGCAGCUCCGACGAUGAGGAGUAG
Molecule: messenger RNA, 666 nt
Organism: Aegilops tauschii subsp. strangulata
Lineage: Eukaryota; Viridiplantae; Streptophyta; Magnoliopsida; Poales; Poaceae
Source: RefSeq, a predicted model, not a curated record